CGCGCCUCUCGCCCGGGACGGGCGGCCAGGACGCUGUCAUGCAGGACCCUACCCCGGAACGCGCCGAGGAGAGCCGGGCGGCGGACCCGGCGGAGAGCGGCGGGGCCUUCUGCCUGCAGAGGGUGUUUGAGGAGGUGCAGGGCUCCUCGCAGCUGAGCGCGGCGCCGGCGGAGCCGCCGGCCGUGACGGUGGUGGCGGUGGAGCGGUACCUGGCGCAGGCGCCGCCCGCCGCCCCCCCACAGUACUGGUACGACGUGACGCUCGCGGACGGCGCGCACCGGCACCGCUGCCACCUCGCGCCGCGCCUCAACGGGCUCGUGCAGCGCGCGCGGCUGCGGGCGGGCACGCGCCUCCGCCUCACGCGCUGCUCGUACCGCUACGACGAGAAGCGCCUGAACCGCGGCUUCUUCUGCCUGGAGGGGCUGGAGCGGGCGGCCGGCACCGCCACCGCCGCCUCGGGCACCCCGCCCGACGGGCACCGCCCGCUCCAGCCCCUCCGCGGGGACAAUAGGCACUACCUGCCGCUCUGGAACAACGAGGAUCCCUAUGGAGACGUGUGGGUGCCGGACAGGCCCCCGGUGCGGGUGGAUGUGGACGUCUCCAAACUGACUAAUCUUGGUCAUCUGGAAAUGACGUGGAGAAGCAGAGUGCAUUUCCAUCCACUUCUUGUGAGAAUCCUGCACAAGUCUAGACUAAACUACUAUGGAAAACCAGACAAAAAAAUGGAUAUGCCUUAUCAGGCUUAUUUUGAAGUUGCUGAUGGCUCAGGCAUGAUGUCAAUGGUUUUGUGGAAUUCUCUGUGCCCUGAAUGGUAUCACAGUAUGAAGGUUGGCACAGUGCUCCUCCUUGCCAAGUACGCCAUCAAAACCAGUUACCCGUUCAAAACACAGCCCACCCCAGGGGAUUCACAGAUGAAGAGAUUUGCUACAAUUGAAAUUAACCUUAAUGUUCGAGAUCCUCCUUCUGAAAUAAGUAUUAUUCCAGAAGAAAUGGUUAAGCCUGAGUGGGGAUUACCUGAAGUUAAAUAUAGGUUUAUCACAAGGUCAGAACUGGAUGACUUACCGCACAAUUAUUCCUGUGAUGUUAUUGGUCUUGUGACAUUUGUAGGAAGGACUGAGCGAGCCAGAAAAAGAGAACACAAUGAAGACUUCUGGCUCUAUCGUUGGGCACAUGCCAUUGAUGGGACCUCAGACCAGCCCUUCAUACUGGAAUUGUUCGCAACUUCUCAGCCAGAUGUGUUUGAGCGCAUUCAUCCAAUGACAUACUUGGUGUGUACACAGAUGAGAGUGAUGCAGGGCCUCCCUGAGAAUCCUUCCAGGACAGUUUACCUUACGACUUCAAAUGAAAGUCAAAUAUUCAUCACAGGGUGGCACAAGGGCCAGCCAUACACCAAGGAUGCCAAAGUGAAAAACUUCAUUCAGUGGAUGAAAUCACAAAGUGAAGCUGAUCAGAUAAAGAAAACUGUCAUCGGUGGCUAUUACCCUUUUCCACGACCUCCUGAUAGCUUUUUGAAAUAUUGUAAAAAUAAUGAAGUUGAAUCAGUUUUGAAAUCCAUAGAUGAAAUAGGGAAAGAGAUUGAAGACCUGCACUACAGAGAGCACAAAAGAAUUGCUGUUCAGGGAAUAAUUAGUGCCAUAAGAUGUGUCAGCUUUAGUGAUGCAGCUGAAGAAGCCCCAGAAGAGGAACUUGUCCAGAAAGAUACUUCUCAGUCUCUUGGAAGUUCUUCUGUGUCCAAAGAAGACUGUGUUGACAAGGGAAAAACUGAAGAAGUGAAGUCAUUUCUGGGGCCAGCCUGCACUCCUGAGGAACAUCAGCACCAAGCUCUGCUGUCAAAGGGGAGUCCAGUCAAGAGACAGACAAGACGCAGAUUCAGAAGAGACGCAGAACAGGGAGGUACAUCUGUUAGUCCUGUAUCAUCUUACCCCUAUUUUACGCGGACUGUAAGAAGAAAACUUGGCUUAGAUGAAUACCAACAUGGACCUGAGCAAGAUAAAAAGGGACAGGCUGUGUCAGACAGUUUGCAGCACUGCACAGAUCAAGAAGGAGAGAGCAGUAUACUUGAAACAGAAGAGACUGGAAGGACUGGUGAUUCCUGGCAGAGUGACCUGUGGGCACAAGUGAAAGACAAGUUAAUAAAUUAUUUUCAUCACAGCAAAAUUUUCCCAGAAAGUAUCCCAUGUAAAUUUGAUUAUAUGCACAAAGACUUACUUAUGCAGCAGUACAACCUUCAUGCAGCAGUGCACCAGCCAAUAGAAGCCAGGACAGAUAAAGACAUCAGUGAGCUUAAAAGUGCUAAUGGCCUUGGGUAUUACGAAGUGACAGUUCUGGGUAUAAACCAUGAUAUAGCAAUAGAUGUUGCUUUUCUUCCACUAUUUUGCCCUGAUAACCCCCACUUAUUUCAACUAGAAGACAUUCAGAAUGACACAUUAUUGUCUUGUAUGAGUAGUAUCUCUGCAUGCCAGCAGAAGGCCACCAGCAGUGGGAGGCUUCGUGACACGUUUCCUCUUUCAGAUGAAAUUGUAAAAGCAGCGAAGGAGCUCGAUGGCAAACAUGUUAUCUGCAUCUUGGACAUCUGUCAUUUGGGUGAUGAUAAGGUGGAAGUCUUUCUGAGCAAAAUCUACAAGACAGUGGAACCAGGUGUGCUGGACCCAGUGUAAUUUAAUAACUUAUUUUUCAAAUGUGUAUUGGUCAAAAGUAGGGAAAUAAAAUUGCUGUAACUUGAAUUCCCCCUCUACACACUGCACUUUUCCAGAACUAGCAGACACAAAUAUAAAAUCAGGAUUCUUAGGGCAGUUGUAAUAGUCAUCCAUGUAACUGGGAAGAACAAUUGUUGCCUUUAUUUUUCAGUCUUGAAACAGGUUAGACAUGGUGAUGUUCAAGAAGGAUGAAUAGGUAGUACAGUGAGCUGAUUAUUUGGCAGGAUACCAAGAAGUAAAAGUGGCUGUCAGCUGUCUGUGCACAGACAUACACAGGAAAUGUAUGUAUCUGGGAGAGAACUGAGAAGAGAGGCAAGUUUCCUAAUAUUUAAGGCAGUGUUUGCAAAAGAAUUAAUGGACUGUGAUAAAAAAUUAGGCUGGAAAUUAGAAUAAUUUUGAGGAUUAGAAUUUUGAUGUUCUGUAGUGAUCUUUUUUGUGAAAGCUACUGAAGGCAGCCUCACUGCUCUUCAGGCUUGAAGCUUUCUGUGAAAGGGAUUCAAUACCAUGGUGCCUUUAGUACUAUGAUCCAGGAACCCACUUUCAGUUCCUUUCACCUGAGCAAGGUCAGGUGCUAUUUUUUUACGUCUGCUUUUGUACCUAGAGUGUAAGGUAGUGAGUAUAGCACUCAAACAUUUUUAACAUAUUUUAUUCAUUAAUAAGAGUAAUGAAAUAUUUUUUAAAAUAAAUUUUUUAUUGGAACUUGCUUCUAGCUUUGGAAGAGAAAAACUGUCUUCAAGAAGUGCUGAUUAUGUCAGGAUAUACAGUUUGCCACAUCAUUUUUAGGUGUUUUCUGAGUACAUGAAGGAGUUCAGCAACCAUGAAAAGCUGCUACUUCACAAGAGCAAAAGACUGGAAAAUUCUGCCAGCUUUUUGCUUAUAUGAAGGAGCAACUGGCUCCUGCUGGUCCAGAAUCAAGUAGCACAUUUUUCUCCCAUGUUAAACAGCCUCAAAUCACUUAAAGAACUGGAUUCUUACAAAAUUAUUUUCAAGCAGGAGCUCAUUGCAAUUUGCUUGCCUGUCCAUUUGAAAUGCCGUUCUCAAUUCAAUUCUUUGGGAAGAAAGAAUUAUGGAGACUUGCCAUGUAAAUUGUACCAUUAUUGACUAAAGCCCACAGAGUUAAUUCAUAGGAACAGAUAUAGUCUUAGGCACAUUUAACAGCUUGUUGGUCAUUGGAGAUUACCUCUUUCCACUAGCAGCUCACUUGUCUGCCCUGGGGGCAGUGGACUUUGUCCUCAGAUAUUUAAAGUCUGUGCCCUUUCUUCAGCUAAUGGUAAUUUGACAGAGAAAUGUGAUUGAUUUUGUUACAUAGAAGUUCACAGGCAACUUCAGAUAAAAAGUAAUGAAAUUAAUAAAAUUAUUGUGUCUUUCUAGUGUAGUUUACAAAUUAAAAAUAUAUUAAGAAGUAGAGUUUUACUUAAAUUGCACUGGGACUGAAAGUCAAUUAAAUGUGACUGUAUUGUAUGUGUCUAUUUGAUAUGAAUCAGAAGUAUUAUCCAGUAAUUCUGGAGCAAUGUUUGUCAACUCAUGCCUUUCAGAGUACCCACAGAAGGCAAAAUGCAAAGACACCAACCCAAGAAGAGUAGGGUGUUGCUUGCAGUGUUAUUGGUUUUGCUGCUUGUGGGUAUGUGAAGGUGAGAGGCCAUUGCUCUGGAGUGAGUCACUCAGCACUUCAUGCUCCAAACUGAGCCAUGCUGACUGUGUCAGCCAAUGUUUUUUAUUUACAUGUGCUUCAGAUAGAAGUCUAAUUUUAAUGAAACUGCUCUUUCUUAAGGCUAUUUUUAAAGGAAUUCUCUUUGUACAAAAGGACUGAUGUGGAUGGCAUUGUCACAGAACCGCACUGGUGAGAUGGUCCAGUCACCUCCCUCCAUCCCAUGCCAUAAAGGUGCAGCCAAAGGCUGUGGCAUUAAACUACUUAGUACACUUUAAACAUAAAGCAUUAAUCAUUUCAUCCUGUAUUUUGUGACUUCCCAACUCUAAAAGAAAUAUCAGAUUUAUGUGGAAUAUAGAGAUAUUAUAUAUCUUUAAAAUGUUAAAGGAUAUCAUUUUUUUUUACUGAAGUGUUUAAAAUUUUUUCAUGGCAGAAGCUGGGAAGGAGAGAUAUGUACUUUUGCAGAAUGGGGUGCCAGUGUUGGAAGCACAGCUGUGUGCAGCUGGUGAAUAUCCAAUGCCUGUAGUAGACUUGGAGUUUUACUUCUUUGGAUCAAUCUGUUGAGUCACCAUCCUGCUAAAUAACACUGAACCUCAUAUGUGGAGUUCAGUGGCUGAAGUGCUGCAGUGUUAAUGUGAUUGUACCACUCUGCCUGUUUUCCUCCUCCCUACCAAUCCAGCACUGUCAGACUGGAGCAAAAGUCCUCUGCAAAACCACUUACCAUUUUACUUCAUUUGGUGUUUAUUAACACAAAUGUAAAAAACACGUUAGUUUUGCUCUGUUAAUCUGAGAGUCAUUACUUCUGCAAAAUGUCAUUGGGAGCACAUUUUUGCUGCUGUGUAUUGCUACUGCUGAAGGUAAAAUACACAUUUCUUUACUGUAGAAGGUGUACCUGACCAAAGAAGUAUGCCCAAAAACCUUACAUGUGCAUGUUUCUUGUGUUUUCAGCAUUAAUUUCAGAGAAGGAAGAUAGAGCAUAUAUAGUUAGUGGUACUUUUGAGUGUAUAGAAGUUGCUAUGUCAUAGAUUGUAAAGAUAAUAUUCAUUUUGAAUUCAUGUGAUGUAGAAGUUGUGCAACGCUGAAAAGAGAAUAUAAAUAAAUGAAUUAAUAUAUGUAAACAUC
This is a messenger RNA of Catharus ustulatus (Swainson's thrush), 5466 nucleotides long. It is a transcript of the gene RADX, whose product is annotated as RPA1 related single stranded DNA binding protein, X-linked. The coding region runs from base 39 to 2657 and encodes 872 amino acids. Gene Ontology annotation, molecular function: single-stranded DNA binding. The transcript is spliced from 15 exons. Gene Ontology annotation, biological process: regulation of DNA repair. Gene Ontology annotation, cellular component: replication fork. The record is from RefSeq and is a predicted model, not a curated record. Lineage: Eukaryota; Metazoa; Chordata; Aves; Passeriformes; Turdidae.